This is a messenger RNA of Clupea harengus (Atlantic herring), 2951 nucleotides long. Its product is annotated as germ cell-specific gene 1-like protein. The coding region runs from base 1559 to 2644 and encodes 361 amino acids. The record is from RefSeq and is a predicted model, not a curated record. Gene Ontology annotation, cellular component: plasma membrane. The transcript has 6 exons. Lineage: Eukaryota; Metazoa; Chordata; Actinopteri; Clupeiformes; Clupeidae.
CAAGAUUUUAUGGUUGAGAAAAUCAUGCAAAAGGUAGGCAAACAGAUUUAAAUUUUUAUAUAUUUUUUUCAAAUUUGAUCUAUUAUGAUCUGUACAUGACUGACUGUUUUUGAUAGUUUAAAAAAUGUAUAAAGUAUAUGAAGUACAUGAUCUCAAUUAUGCAACACAGUUCUAUGUCCCUGCAAUGGCUAUAAUUUGCUUUGAUGACAAGAAGUAUAUUUUGAUGAAACAGUUGCAAUGAGAAACAAUUCAUCGUUCAUUUUUUAUUUUUUAAAUAAUUUUUAAAUAUUGCAGUCAGAAAUCAGCAGCCAUACUGAUGUGGCAUCUUGAACAUUUUCAUUUAAUUCAUGACUGUUAUCAUAAUCUAUGUAACACUGAGACACUGUGAUGACGUUUUUGUGUCCCUCAGUUUAAAAUGAGAAAUUUGUUCAUGAAUUGUUUCUACCAUAUUUGCAGACUUCCUUGAAGAGACAUUGAAGGCAUAAGCAGAACAGGGGUCUGUCCAUGUCCUUUCAUUGCAGUUCCCUUUCUUGCUCCCACCCUCCCAACCACACACACACACCUAGUACAAACAGAUUAAAACAGAUUAAUAUGGAUUACAUGUAAAGAUAGAUUUAAAUCAGGAGAUUAACCAAUCAUGUCAUCAAAAAAAAUAAUCCUUUGAUUUCCCCCCCCCCUCUUCUCUCAUCUUUAUUUUAAUUCCAUCAGAAUCUUAAGUGGGGGACAGGAAUCGUUUCUGAGUCAUUAAGGUGGAUAGACUCAUGAUUUACACAUCUCUGUAUGACACAGAUAAACAAAUAAACAAACAGGGCCUUUGGAAAUAGCCUGACAGAUUGACCUCGCCUGACAGUGGCUCCAAUACUGUAAUACCUUCUAAUCAAGGAAAUGAAGGAAUGUCUUAUGCGUGGCAGAAGUUGAAGAUGGGGCAUUAUAUCCUCAGGCACCAUAUGACAGAGAAUAAUCCACUAACCAACCACAAUCACAUUCAAUCACACUGAAAUCUGAUCAUUGAAAGCAGCAAUAUGCAUUAGCACUGUACGGUGUAAAUGGUUACACUGGUAGCUCAGUCUGCUUUGUUUUAUUGACUUUUGAGGGCAGACAUACAUGGCAGGACACGGGCUCAUGGCUCAGAUGAACUGUCUGUCACAGAGAUAUAUGUAAUAGGAUAACAUAGACAGAAGUCCCAUGAGGCAUAUGUCCUGUGGUUGCAAAGUCCUCCCUUGGCCUGACCCUCUUCAGAGAUAAAUCCCCCUUGUUCAUUUGUGCUUCCCAUCUGCCGAUUUUCCUUCAGUCACUGGAGACUGGAUUGUUGUGCACGAAUUCCCCCUUCUCCCAACCUUUCUUCCUAGAACUGUACCACGUAUUCAUCACGUCCAUUUCCUAAUCCAUCUACACUUUACACCCUCCUACCUUUUUUAAACUUUCCUCUCAUUCUUGUGAUUUUUGUGAUUUACCCCAAUGUUCUGACUUUCUCCAUUCCUUCACUGUGUUGUGUAUCUGCUCUCUGUUCUCUGCCUUGGCCACUUCCUGGUUCCUCCUUGUGUCCCUCACUGCUACCAUGUUAGAGCACAUGUCUCGCCGCUCUAGGUCCCUUCUCUCCCUGACACUGACCUCCCUGGCGCUGGCUCUGUCUGUGCUGGCCUUCUGCACAUCCUACUGGUGUGAGGGAACACACAAGGUGGUCAAGCCCCUCUGCCUGUCGCCUGUCAAGAUGAAGAACUGUGGGCAAAACAACAGUGAGCCCUACACUACGGAGUCUCCAACUCCUGACCCUCGAGGCCCAUCUAAUCGGACAUUGUCACCAAAGAGGAGGGAGGAACUGGCCAAAAUACGCCAGAGGCAACUAGCCAACGCUGUUCAGUAUAUCUGGGAGACUGGGGAGGACAAGUACAUGUUCCGCUACUUCCACACGGGAUUCUGGCAGUCUUGUGAAAAACAUAUUGAAGGUGAAAGGUGCCGCAGCUUCUUCGGGCUAACACCAGGAGAAACCCAUGGAGUGCUGUGGUUGUCAAUGAUAUCUGAGUUUAUGUACAUCACUCUAUUGGGCAUGGGCUUCCUUCUGAUGUGGUUGGAAGUGCUGUGUUCCCAUAAAGAGAUGCAUGCACUCAAAAUCAAUGCCUUUGCUGCUGUCUGCACUGUGCUGUCUGGUUUGAUGGGGAUGAUAGCUCACAUGAUGUACACAACCGUGUUCCAGCUGACUGUGAUUGUGGGGCCCAAAGACUGGAGACCUCAGACAUGGGACUACGGCUGGUCAUUUGCCCUUGCUUGGGUGUCCUUCAGCUGUUGCAUGGGAGCGGCUGUUUUCACACUCAACUCCUACACCAAAACCAUCAUCGAGCUGAAGCACAGACAGAGGUUGCGGCUGGAGGAGGCCCGUGCCGCCAGCCACGCACCCUCCUACGAUGAAGUGGUACCAGGGGGCGCCCUCUACUCCGUGAGCAGUUUGCUGCAGUGUCCCGAUGGGAUGAUGGACAUGAUGUGGUCCACGGACGGAACCAUGGGAGUGGUGGGAGAAGAGGACGGGGAUGUGCCGACAAUGGUCCUGGUGGGCGGGUGUGGCCCGGAUGGAUGUGAAGAUUGCGAGAGAGAAAUGGAUGAAAUGGAGGAGGCCAUGGAGAGAGAGAGAACAGACUCACCUUGUUAGAAAAGCAGGGCAAAGAGGUAUUUGGAUAUUUUCAGGCCCGGAUGAUUUAGCCAUGUGCUUGGAGCUUAUGUUACAAAAAACUAACUUGGAACCGAUGCUAAUACGUAAUAACAGCUGAGUUGGUGGCUGAAGGAUUCUAAAUUCCGUGGAUUGUUACAUACAUACAUGAGACAGUUUUGUUACCGAUGGCUGCAAAUGACAUGUGUAAGAAAUGUAAUAGAGUUCUUUACUAUGAAAAAAGAUAAUUGAUUUAUCACUUGCGCACAAUAAAUCACAGCAAAGGUUGAAAUAAAAUGCUAUGCAGUUA